AUGUAUAAGACCAAAUUUAUCUCCGUUUUGGCUGGACCACUAAAAGGCGUGAUUGGCUUAUCAGAUAAAGAGAUUUGCGAUCUGACGGAUUAUUUUCGAAUUCAGGACGGUCGGAUUCUUUAUUCGCAAUUUUGUGAAGUUAUUCACGAUAGUGUUCCUAAUUCCGAGAACAAGACUCUUGUGACCGGUUUAGAAUGGGAGGAUCCGCUGCAUAUAAAUGUUCUGACCGGCACGGAGACGCGAAAAUUGAAUCUGAUUAUCACUCAGAUCGCCGUGUUAGUGAGCAAAAGAAAAAUUAUUCUUUGGCCAUACUUUCAAGAUUACGAAGUGAUCACGAAGAAUGUUGGCAUAGUUACUCUUGCCCAUUUUGGUCGAAUUUUAAAAUUUCUGGGAAUUGUCCUGGGCGCUGAGGAAUUUCGUCUGCUCGUAAAAAGAUUUGCCAAAGAUACUUAUACCAUAAAUUAUGUAGCGUUUGUGAAAGCUGUAGAUGAAGUUCAACAUUAUUUAGAAAAAUUUGGAAUGGUGAAUCUCAACAAAGAGUUGCUCGAUCAAUUACCCGGUCAAAUAAUUACGGUCGACCUGCCGAAACUCCCACGACCAGAAAUUGGUAAGAUCAUGCCCAGUCAAGUCUUCCAUAAGCAAACGGUGUUCCAUCCAGUGAUGGAACAGACGAAAGAGGCGAUGCUUGUGCAGGAAGUCAUAAAACGCAUCCAGAGGCACAUUCUCGAGCACCGCAUACGAAUCCAUGAAUUUUUCAAGGAUUUCGAACAUCUGAAUGUUGGUCGAGUGACUGUCUCACAAUUUCGAAGAGCGCUGAACGCGCUUCAGAUUUCAUCUUUGGGCCGUCUUUGGCUGAUUGAACCAGAAAUCGAUGCCUUAAUCGCUCUCUACAGGGAUCCAGAUGAUCCGGAUCGCGUAUGUUGGCGCAUAUUCGAAGAUGAUAUAGAUCAGGUUUUUACCGUAAAAGGACUUGAUAAAUUGCCAACCCUAAAAGUGGAAUUACCUCAAGAUAUAGCUGAAUUACCUCGAAAAGGUGUGCUAAAUUGGCAAUGCCAGCCGAAGAAUAUAAGAGAGCUUUGUGAAGAUAUCAUGAAGAGAGUAAGACAACGAGUCGAAGAAAAAAGAAUUCUCUUCAAGCAAUAUUUCAAGGAUUACGACAAACACAAUUGCGGUCAUGUGACGCGAGCGCAAUUCAGACAAGUCCUAGUCUUGGCGACCAUAUUCUUGUCUCCGGAAGAAGAGUUUGUUCUGGAAAAAAGAUAUAACGACGAUAUGGGUUUUAACUACACUCGAUUUUUGCAGGAACUAGAAUCUCAACCGAUCGUGGAGCCUUUAUAUUGUCGCAUGUUGGAGGAUAAAAAGAGACUUAACGCUGAAAGGCCACCGUCUGAACCUGACGAGGAUGAGACCAACAUUGUAUUGAUUUUGGCUAAAAUUAAAGCUAAAGUUGUACGCGAAAGAAUUAAAGUCCUCGAAUUCAUGCGUCAAUUUGAUAGACACAACCAACUUGUCAUUUCGAAGUUUGAUUUUAUUAGAGGUCUAGAUCAGCUUCGUUGCGGUUUGACAACUGCGGAAAUAGACACGAUUACAAACCUUUUUCAGGCGCCUCUAAAGUAUGGAGAUAUAAUAUUGACAAUAAGA
This is a messenger RNA of Acromyrmex echinatior (Panamanian leafcutter ant), 1641 nucleotides long. RefSeq lists its product as uncharacterized. The record is from RefSeq and is a predicted model, not a curated record. Gene Ontology annotation, molecular function: calcium ion binding. Lineage: Eukaryota; Metazoa; Arthropoda; Insecta; Hymenoptera; Formicidae.